CCGUGUGACUUGCAGCUGGCGGCGUGCCUUCGUGCAUCGACCUAUAGUCACGUCGCGUCUUCCCCCUAGAACUCGCCCUAGCCGGCGAAGAGACAGGCUGCGCUGUGAGUCCUCCAGACUCCGCACGAGCAGCGGGAGGCGCCUCAGUUUGCGCUAGGUCUGCCAACGCCUCUGCAGCAUUAGCCGUGGCAGAGGCAGGGUAUGUGGCACCAUCAGCGGCAGCAUCCUCCUUCGCUGAGCUCCGCGUGUUACGCAGCGGGAGGGAGAGGCCGCGCCUCGUGCGUUGCGAGGGUGCUGUUUUUGAAUUUUGUUUCGCUGCUUGUUGCGGACCGCGGCCGCUGCUGCGGGUAGCCCUGGUGCCGACCACAGGGCGACCUGAACGGCCUGAGGGUGCCGCGGUCUCCCCCCCUGCUUUAUGCGCUCCU
This is a messenger RNA of Ectocarpus sp. CCAP 1310/34, 425 nucleotides long. Lineage: Eukaryota; Phaeophyceae; Ectocarpales; Ectocarpaceae. The record is from the annotation of a GenBank genome assembly.